Tetrahymena thermophila SB210 is the source of this 354-nucleotide messenger RNA. RefSeq names its product zinc finger, C2H2 type family protein. NCBI's taxonomy places the organism in Eukaryota, Ciliophora, Oligohymenophorea, Hymenostomatida, Tetrahymenidae. The record is from RefSeq and is a predicted model, not a curated record. The transcript has a single exon.
AUGGAAAAAAAAUUCAUAUGUCGUUGUGGAAAAAAUUAUGAAAGAAAUGCCUCUUUAUUUAAUCACAUAAGAUUGAAACAUAACAACGACAAAAAAAACUUUAACUUAACAAAUACUAAAGUUGGAAGACCACUUGAUUCGAAAAAUCUUAGAAAAAAGCCUAAAAAAACCCCAGCUAAAUAGCUAGCCUGUAAAUGUGGAAAAGUUCUUAAAGGCGAAGGCUCUCUUUCUAACCAUAUAAGAAUUAAGCAUAAUAAUAUAAUAAUGAUCCUUAAUUUUAAAUAUAAAAAAAAUAAUAAGGAAGAAAAAAAGGUCCUCUAAUUGCAUCAGUUAGUGAAAACAAUAAUCAGGUGA